UCAACUUCACUGCUUUCUCCAUGGAGUUUCCCUCUUCUUUCCUCUUUCCCUUUCUUCUCUUUCUAUUUAUCCUAUUCAAAGUAAGUAAGAAAUCCAAACCCCAAAUCUCUAUUCCAAAGCGGCCUCCAGGACCAUGGAAGCUACCCCUGAUUGGAAACUUGCACCAACUUGUUGGUUCACUUCCUCAUCACUCACUGAGGGACUUGGCAAAGAAAUAUGGACCUCUCAUGCACCUACAACUUGGCCAAGUCUCCAUGCUUGUAGUCUCAUCGCCAGAGAUUGCCAAAGAGGUUAUGAAAACCCAUGACAUCAACUUUGCCCAAAGGCCCCAUCUUCUUGCUACCAGGAUCGCAACUUAUGAUUCUACUGACGUCGCUUUUUCUCCAUAUGGUGAUUACUGGAGGCAACUCCGGAAAAUCUGUGUGGUCGAACUUCUCAGUGCCAAGCGUGUUAAAUCAUUCCAGGUGAUUAGGAAGGAGGAGGUUUCAAAACUCAUCAGAAUCAUCAACUCUAGUUCAAGAUUUCCAAUCAAUCUGAGGGACAGAAUUUCGGCUUUUACAUAUUCGGUAAUCUCAAGAGCGGCACUGGGGAAAGAAUGCAAAGACCAUGACCCGUUGACAGCGGCUUUGGGGGAAAUCACAAAGCUGGCAUCAGGUUUCUGUCUUGCCGAUUUGUACCCUUCUGUUAAAUGGAUUCCCCUGGUUAGCGGAGUGAGGCAUAAACUUGAGAAGGUGCAGCAGAGGAUUGAUGGAAUACUUCAGAUUGUUGUCGAUGAGCACAGAGAGAGAAUGAAAACAACAACAAGCAAGCUAGAAGAAGAGAAAGACUUGGUUGAUGUGCUUUUAAAGCUUCAACAGGAUGGUGACCUUGAACUUCCCUUAACCGACGACAAUAUUAAAGCAGUAAUCUUGGACAUUUUCGGUGGGGGAGGGGAUACGGUAUCGACAGCAGUGGAGUGGACAAUGGCGGAAAUGAUGAAAAACCCUGAAGUCAUGAAGAAGGCACAAGCUGAGGUAAGGCGGGUCUUUGAUGGAAAAGGGAAUGUGGAUGAAGCGGGUAUUGAUGAAUUGAAAUUCUUAAAAGCGGUAAUCUCUGAAACCUUGAGGCUACACCCUCCUUUCCCAUUGUUGCUUCCAAGGGAAUGUAGGGAGAAGUGUAAGAUUAAUGGAUAUGAGGUACCUGUGAAGACCAGAGUGGUCAUUAAUGCAUGGGCAAUUGGACGGUACCCCGAUUGUUGGACUGAAGCUGAGAGAUUUUACCCAGAGAGAUUCCUUGAUAGUUCAAUUGAUUACAAGGGUGCUGAUUUUGGGUUUAUUCCGUUUGGUAGUGGAAGGAGGAUAUGUCCAGGCAUACUGUUUGGCAUACCUGUGAUUGAGCUGCCACUAGCCCAGUUGCUGUUCCAUUUUGACUGGAAACUUCCCAAUGGAAUGAGGCCUGAGGAUCUAGACAUGACUGAGGUUCAUGGGUUAGCAGUUAGAAAAAAACAUAAUCUGCACUUAAUUCCCAUUCCUUAUAGUCCAUUGACUGUUGGGUGAGACCACCCAGAAGAAGGAUUCCUACUCCGCACUAAGUUUAUAUUAAGAAUGCUCCGGAAGCCGCUGUGAUGUAAUGCAAUAAUGCUGCAGAGGUUGUUUCCUGCCUCUUUCAACUUUUUCUAGAAUAUUUAAUAAUGUAAACUGUGUUCAAUAAACAAUAAUAAUUCAGAGGCUAAGUUUUCUA
This is a messenger RNA of Vitis riparia (riverbank grape), 1719 nucleotides long. Its product is annotated as cytochrome P450 71D9-like. Lineage: Eukaryota; Viridiplantae; Streptophyta; Magnoliopsida; Vitales; Vitaceae. Gene Ontology annotation, molecular function: iron ion binding; monooxygenase activity; oxidoreductase activity, acting on paired donors, with incorporation or reduction of molecular oxygen. The transcript is spliced from 2 exons. Bases 21 to 1535 code for a protein of 504 amino acids. The record is from RefSeq and is a predicted model, not a curated record.